Hyalella azteca is the source of this 3713-nucleotide messenger RNA. RefSeq lists its product as uncharacterized. NCBI's taxonomy places the organism in Eukaryota, Metazoa, Arthropoda, Malacostraca, Amphipoda, Hyalellidae. The coding region runs from base 844 to 3429 and encodes 861 amino acids. The record is from RefSeq and is a predicted model, not a curated record. The transcript has 8 exons.
CUAUUGGGUCAAUUUUUAUAAAUAUUACCUUUUCCCUGCAGCGUGGCGACUGUAGUGGCGUUGAUGGUACCUAGGUCAUUAUGAUCUACGGUAGAUCGCCUAUAAUAGAUACCGGUACCAGCAUUAACAUAUAGGUAGAUGUAAGAUGUUGUGAAUAAAAUUUUGAACUACCUAGAUCAGGCCUCACUGCCUCAGAGGCUCAGCCCUCAGGGAAAUUAAAAUGAAAUGGUUUCUAAAAAAUCUCUCAUUUGUCAAUUCUUGCUAGUUGCUACCUAUGUGUGAAAGCCACAAAAAUAUGGAUGAAAUAAAAUUGUAAACGCUUGCAGUCUGUUUCACCUGUUUUAUGGCCUAAGCCUAUUUUAUUUUAUGAUCAAUAAUAUCAUUUUGCCUAUGGUUUUAAAAUUUUUGUAAAUUGCCUAUGAAACCUGAAACAAUAGUCAGUACGUUUUUAUAUAUAAUUAGCAAAAAAUUCUACUCAACAAUUCUACUUGAGAAAUUGACCUCUUGUCAAAGUUCAAACUUUUCAUUAAGGCUGAUCAAGCCAUUAUGACCCUUAAUGGCUUAAUAGGCAUCUAUGUUUAGUCCAUGGUGCUAUUUAUAUAUUUAUAGAUGAUUUUUUUGGUCCUAUUGCCAAUGAUUGAUCAAAAUCACAUGGAUUGAUAUAUUCUGGCACUAUGCCCUUGUUUUGGAAAUUUCACUCAUUCAAUCAUUAGACACAGACCAAACGCCAGCAUUGCUAGAGCACAUAGUCUGAAAGAGAAAAAAAACCUGAGAGAACAUCCAUGAAAGUGAUGAAACUCAAGUCCUCCUAAUUAUUUUGAAGAAGAAACAAUUGGGAGCAACAUGGCGGAUGAUGAAGGCCCUCGUCGUCUGCCACCUCAGCCAAGUGCUCUCCAGGUCAGCAUUCCGCAGCCAGUGGUGCCAGAGGUUACCCUCCUGUGGGAAGGAGAGGAUAGCAUCUACUGGAAACCCAACACCCCAGGAAGCAAAUCUGCACAGCAUCCAGCAGACCACACCAAGUUACCUCUGCUAGUCCCUCACUCACAUUCUACUGCUACUAUCGCCAAUCGACCUCAGUUUGCUGCUUCAAUAAAUCAACGACCUCCUCCAGUCCAGGCAACUGCAACAGUUGUUCAGGCAAAUUCGAGAAACAACCAACAACCUGAGGCCUUCAAUGAUAUAGGAGCUAAUCAACAACACCUGGUUACAGCUCCCCAAACCUUGGAGCAUCAAAUGCCAAUCCAAGUACAACAACCCGUUAGGAGCUGUCUACCUGUUACAUCAAGACCUAUGGGCAUUUACUCAACCGCUGGCCAGGAAAAUGUGCAUGUUUCCAAUGCCGUAUCCUCGUCAUACAACUGUUCUGUCAACUCGGCUGUGGGUGGUACGGGUUUUUCAGUGGGCAAUACUUCAAAAAGAGACAAUGAUCCGAAUUCUAUAGCCUGUGGAGUUUUGUUUGGCAAAAAUUCCAACCCCACAGUCCUGCAUUCUUUAGAGUCUGAUAAAAAGAUGGAUUGCAUGAACGGUGCCACUGGACCGCGACUUCCUGAACGUCUAGGUAAUCAAAUUUAUAAUCCGGAACGUUGCAAGGCACCGCCCAUCCAGCAAAGCAGUCUUCAAGCUGAAAAUCAACAAAUGCAUGCUCACGACCUACAUUUUCAGAAUUCUAAAUUCAAGGAAACUACAGAGAAAACUGCUGUUUAUAAUCCUCUUCUGUAUAGUUCGGAAAAGAAACCUUUACAGGAAAGAAAUAUUUAUUGUUACAAAGUUAGUGACUCGACUCCAGUGGCAGCACGCGCUGGGCCUAGAACAAUCGUGCCAAGAGCUGUAGAUUUUGAUGCUUCCCCCGUCGAAAGCCAAAACUCCUGGAGGUCAAACCAAGAAAACUGCACUCCUGAGUACAGGUACAACUAUUCCAAAAACUCCACUGCCCAACAAGGAAGAAAUAAUGAGUACGAAAUUAUCCCAUAUCGAGGCCGUACAGAACUGUCACCUAUGGCGGUCAACAGUCCUGACCCAUUCCUCCAAAAAAUCAUCGAAGGUAAAGAUCAGCAAAUUUUUCAGCUGCACAAAGUUUUAGAAACGAUUUUGUCGAAGAAUGAGACGCGUGAUCGCAUCUACAGUCAAAAUUCUUCUGUGUCACUUUCACCCAAAUCUCUUGUGUACCGAGAAAUUUCAACACAAACUGAAUGUAGUUUUGAAAAAGGUCGACAGUACUGUGAUGUGGCAACAAAUACUGAUAUUGAACUAUCAGAUAUGCUGCAGUUGCUCCACAACAGCCAGUAUCUGAAGAGAGAAGACCAUUUAAGAGGUGAAGACAGACCUUCAACAAUCUUGAAAAACUCAACUUCUGCUAAAUCAAUGUUGAUGCACAAAAGUUCCAAUAUUUCAUCAGUACGGUUUGACACUGACACCGAUCGCAUUAGGGACAAUGCACGUACGGUAACAACCACCAAAACACAUCAAGUUAAUGUACUUCAGGAGCAAGCAAUUAACCGCAAUGAAUUAAAAAACGAUGUAAGACUCCAGCAGGCCAGUGAAAAGGGAAACUCUUCCCCGAAAUAUACUCACUCGAAUUCUAAAACAGAUUCUGAAUGUCCUGAACGAGGAGCGCCUCGCGCAAGAAACAAUGGCAACAGUUGUGCUUACAAUGGCAAUAACCACCGGGAGGUGUCGCUUACUCUGAGGGAAGUCGUGCUUACAACAAUAGAGGAGGACCCAGGCAGUCCGCAAGAGAGCCUCCAUCUCGAUCUGUCCGACUACCCCGGUGACACAAUUCUGCCUCCAGCACACAACAACCCAGAACUUCGUAGGCCGGGCGGAGCGAGGGCAGCCUGGGACUGCAGGCCUGAGGGCAAGAUUGCCAUGACGGCUCGACGAGCGGAACAAAUUGUGAACGCUGUCACGCCUCACAAGUUUGCGGGCGCUCCAAACCGCGGCUGCUACAACGGACCUGACGCUCCCUUGCGCCGCGACCACGCAGCGCUCAAGUCGGCGUCUCCUGCAGCAGAGUGCAGGGAUACCUCAGACGCUCCUCAGUGUGGCAAACCUAAAACUGGCGUAACAAUCUACCGCAACGUCAUGAACAACAUAGAGCAGCUGCUUGGUAAUGAGCCAGCACCUCAGGUCGACCACGCCCGGCAACAGGAUCAUCGGGCGCUGGAGGCAGCCCGCGAUACGCAAGUACUUAGUCUGGAGCAGCAGCUGCAACAUUUUGGCCUGAGCUUCUUGGAGCCUCGGCAUCAGAAUAGGAGUUCACCUGCUGGCCACCGGUCCUCAGGACCGACUGGCGUGGGAUCGUUGCUCUCCCUCUACAGAGCCAACGCUGUGGGAUCAUUGCCCUCAGACGAUGCCUGUACCGCCGCCCCUCGCGAGUUUUCUGUGGCGACUGAAGAGUUCCUCCGCCGGAACGGACUGCUGCAGUCGUAACGCCAGCGUCAGUUUCCACAGCUUUGAGCUGAGCUUGGCCGGGAAGUGCAACAGAAAUAGGAUGCUGCAGUAGCAUAUGAUACUCGUUCCCCAAAUCGAAUUUAUAGGUUCGUUUUUACCUAUGCAUGAUCUUAUUUCCAAGGGAGAAUCAAAUUAUUCUGCAUUGAGCUGUAGGCAAAUAGGAGGGUUGAUAAUCUUGCAAUGAGGUUAAAUUCAUUCUUUGAAACUCCUGAGUUUUGUAUUCAUUCAUUGUUUAUUGUGAACAAUAAAUGAUGACAAAUGUU